Molecule: messenger RNA, 1375 nt
Organism: Leptopilina boulardi
Lineage: Eukaryota; Metazoa; Arthropoda; Insecta; Hymenoptera; Figitidae
Gene: MRG15
Product: mortality factor 4-like protein 1
Exons: 6
Coding region: 114-1157 (347 amino acids)
Biological process (GO): chromatin organization; regulation of DNA-templated transcription
Cellular component (GO): NuA4 histone acetyltransferase complex; nucleus
Source: RefSeq, a predicted model, not a curated record
UCUCCGGUGGACUUAACCUAAAAAUUUCUCGGUUUUGCAGCUGUAUAGCUGUCAAAUUGAUUAUAAUUGAGUGUGUUUAUAAUUUAAAAAAAAACUUUAUUUAAGCACAUAAAAUGCCACCGAAACACAAAUUUCAAGAAGGUACAAGUCGACGAUUGUUUAUUACAGGAGAAAAAGUAUUGUGUUUUCAUGGUCCUUUGAUUUAUGAAGCGAAAUGUUUGAAAUCACAAAUAACAAAAGAAAAACAAGUCAAGUAUUUCAUUCACUACGCUGGUUGGAAUAAAAAUUGGGAUGAAUGGGUACCGGAAAGUAGAGUAUUAAAAUAUAAUGAGGCAAAUUGCCAGAAACAAAGGGAAGUGCAACGUGCACAUUCAAAUCAACAAUCCUCGCAGAAAAGUAGAAAAAGUACAACGGCAACAAAAACACAGGGGCGCCGAAGUGAAGGUGGCCGGGAAAAAGAUAGUGAUAGUAGAGCAAGUACGCCGGUUGCUAAUGUUGAAAAAGCAACUAGUCGCACAGGAAAAUAUAGCACUGGAUCACUGUCAAUCACAUCUCAUGAUUCAAUAUCAGAAGCACCUAGAAAGCGAAGAGGUCGUUUGGAAACAUCUGGUGAAUCAGAAGAAUUUUUCACUAAAGUUGAAUUAAAAAUUUUAAUUCCACAUGAUUUAAAAGUUUUACUUGUAGAAGAACAUGAAGCAUUAUUAAUAAACAAACAGUUACCGACACUUCCAAUGCGAAUAACGGUUGAAAAAAUUUUAAACGAUUACGUAGCAUUUCAAGAGAAAGAUCAUGUUAAUGAUUCUUGCAGAGAAAGUGCAUUGGAAGUAACAAAAGGAAUUAGGGAAUAUUUUAAUAUUUCUCUUGGUCAACAGUUGCUUUAUAAAUGGGAAAAAUUACAAUUUGAAGAUAUAACGAGAGAAAAUCCUGACUCUUUACCAAGUCAAUUGUACGGAGCCUUCCAUUUGUUGCGUCUUUUUGUAAAACUUGGCAGUAUGCUUUCGUAUAUUGAAAUGGAUGAGAGAAGCGUUCAAGUUCUCACACUUAGAUUUCACGAUUUUCUUCAAUAUAUGCAGAAAAACAAAGACAGCCUUUUUGACCUUCAACAAGACUAUCCAGAAUCCACAUUGGAAUAUCAACGAAAAAAUUCUCAAUCAUAAGUCAUCAUUUUUUUUAUACCUUUCUUUUUUCUUUUUUUUUUGAUAAACUUUGCUGAAUGAAUCUUAGCAAUUUAUAUUCUAAUCGCGAGAAACUGUACAUAUAUUUGAUAUAUUAUUUUUAAAUCAUGAUAUUUAAAACAAUAGAAAUUACGUAUGGAAUGCUCAUACACAAUCGAUGUUUAUGAUCUUUAAUAAAAAAAAAUUAUAAUAAUUGUCAA